UUUCUUCGCCCAAUUUGUACAAGGGUCGCCACUAGUUACCACAGACACAAAGUCAAAACCCCCCGCCUAUUUCGUCCAUUUCUAUCAAUUAAAAUGUUAUUUUAAACCUAACCUUAACCACACCGAUAGCCGUAUACAUAACCCUAAAUUAAGAGCAAACAUCUCAUUUGUGUAUGAAUUUAUACAAUUUUGACUUUGUGACUGUUGCAUCUAGUGAAAACCCAGCAUAAAUUGCAACAUUACUGAGCCUCUCAUUUGUAACUAAAGGGUUCAUUCAAUACAGCAACUAUCGUCAAGCGACCACUUCCACAACCAAGAUCUUCAAGAAACAAUAUUUCCGGGAUCAAUUUUACAUCGCGUCAGUAACAAGGAGACAUCUGAUAAUACCGAUAACGGAAGUGGGUUUUUUGCGAAUUGAAAUUUAUCCGUGAGAUCGGGUAGUUGACUCCGCAGUGAUGUUUCAGAUCAACAGAAUUUGCUGUAUAGGAGCAGGCUAUGUGGGAGGACCAACCUGCAGUGUCAUCGCCCACAUGUGUCCAGAGAUCCACGUGACUGUGGUCGACGUCAACGAAUCUCGGAUCAACGCCUGGAACUCCGACACACUGCCCAUAUACGAGCCAGGGUUGAAGGAGGUAGUGGAGUCAUGCCGAGGGAAGAAUCUCUUCUUCUCUACAGAUAUAGAUUCUGCCAUCAGAGAUGCUGACCUCGUCUUCAUAUCAGUGAACACCCCCACUAAGACCUAUGGGAUGGGGAAGGGGCGUGCAGCCGACCUAAAGUACAUAGAGGCCUGUGCUCGCCGCAUCGUAGAGGUUUCCAACGGUUACAAGAUCGUCACGGAGAAGAGCACGGUUCCGGUCCGAGCGGCUGAGAGUAUCAGACGGAUCUUUGACUCCAACACCAAACCCAACCUCAACCUGCAGGUGCUGUCCAACCCAGAGUUCCUGGCGGAGGGUACGGCGGUGCGUGACCUGAAGGAGCCAGACCGCGUCCUGAUUGGAGGAGACGAGACGGCGGAGGGUCAGAGGGCGAUCAGGGCUCUGUGUGACGUCUACGAACGUUGGGUCCCCAAGACCCGCAUCAUCACCACCAACACCUGGUCCUCAGAACUCUCCAAACUGGUACGUCUGGGGGGGGGGCUCUCUCUCCCCCCCUCCCCAUCUCUCUCUCUCUCUCCCCCUCCAGGGUUUGGUGGUAGUUGUUUCCAGAAGGAUGUAUUAAACCUGGUGUAUCUGUGUGAAGCUCUCAACCUCCCUGAGGUCGCCUCCUACUGGCAACAGGUGAUUGAUAUGAAUGAGUACCAGCGGAGGAGGUUUGCAUGUCGUAUCAUUGACUGUCUGUUUAACACAGUGACGGGGAAGAAGAUCGCUCUGCUGGGAUUCUCCUUUAAGAAAGACACUGGAGACACCAGGGAGUCUUCUAGUAUCUAUAUAUCUAAGUACCUGAUGGACGAGGGAGCCAAGCUCCACAUCUACGACCCUAAAGUCCUGAAGGAACAGAUCAUCCUGGACCUCUCUCAACCACACAUCUCUGAAGACCCUCACAGAGUGUCUGAGCUGGUCACGGUGUCAGUGGACCCCUACCAGGCCUGUCAAGGGGCUCACGCUCUGGUCGUCUGCACCGAGUGGGACAUGUUCAAGGAGCUGGACUAUGAGAGGAUCUACGACCACAUGUUGAAGCCAGCGUUUCUGUUUGACGGCCGUCGCCUGUUGGACCAACUGCACCCCCGCCUGCAGAACAUUGGCUUCCAGAUCGAAACCAUCGGUAAGAAGGUGACGACAUCUCGUAUUCCCUACACCCCCACGGCCGGAGUCCCUCGUAUCAGCAUCAACCCUGAACCCCCGACCAAGAAGACCAAAGUCUGAGACACACCCCUCAGAAUCAACCCUGAACCCCCGGCCAAGAAGACCAAAGUCUGACACCCCCCUGAACCCCCGACCAAGAAGACCAGUCUGACACACCCCCCUCAGAAUCAACCCUGAACCCCCGACCAAGAAGACCAAAGUCUGAGACACACCCCUCAGAAUCAACCCUGAACCCCCGGCCAAGAAGACCAGUCUGACACCCCCCUGAACCCCCGACCAAGAAGACCAGUCUGACACCCCCCUGAACCCCCGACCAAGAAGACCAAAGUCUGAGACACCCCCCUCAGAAUCAAAACUCUACCUCCUGUCUAUCCAGUCCUCCUCUACGAGGACAAUCAUUGAUAAUCAAUACGUUUUGAUGCUGCCGAUCGUUGUCAAUACUUCAACGGUUUUAUCUCCUGUUAUAUCUACCCAAUCACGUUAAUACUAUCUCUCAUUUCCUGUUAUAUCUACCCAAUCACGUUAAUACUGUCUCUCAUUUCCUGUUAUAACUGGCCAAUCACGUUAAUACUAUCUCUCAUUUCCUGUUAUAACUGGCCAAUCACGUUAAUACUGUCUCUCAUUUCCUGUUAUAUCUACCCAAUCACGUUAAUACGGUCUCUCAUUUCCUGUUAUAUCUACCCAAUCACGUUAAUACUGUCUCUCAUUUCCUGUUAUAACUGGCCAAUCACAUUAAUACUGCCUCUCAUUUCCUGUUAUAUCUACCCAAUCACGUUAAUACUGUCUCUCAUUUCCUGUUAUAUCUACCCAAUCACGUUAAUACUGCCUCUCAUUUCCUGUUAUAACUGGCCAAUCACGUUAAUACUGCCUCUCAUUUCCUGUUAUAUCUACCCAAUCACGUUAAUACUGCCUCUCAUUUCCUGUUGUAACUGUCAUCACUGGUUCUGAUUUUAUACAGACAGAAAUAGUGUGAGUCUUAAUAACGUCCCCUUUCGUGGUGCUCUCCUGGUCCAACGUACUGCACUAUAUAAAGGGUGUCCCCGUUCCCUUUCGUGGUGCUCUCCUGGUCCAACGUACUGCACUAUAUAAAGGGUGUCAUUUCAGAUGGAAUAGAUUCUUCAAAUCCUUUCAUUUCAUGCCUUUUUUAUAGACCAGUGAUGUCAUCAACCUGCGACUUAAAUAAAACAAGAUGUGAACUGUCA
Molecule: messenger RNA, 3004 nt
Organism: Salvelinus fontinalis (brook trout)
Lineage: Eukaryota; Metazoa; Chordata; Actinopteri; Salmoniformes; Salmonidae
Product: UDP-glucose 6-dehydrogenase-like
Exons: 11
Coding region: 456-1862 (468 amino acids)
Biological process (GO): glycosaminoglycan biosynthetic process
Cellular component (GO): cytosol; nucleus
Molecular function (GO): NAD binding; UDP-glucose 6-dehydrogenase activity
Source: RefSeq, a predicted model, not a curated record